AAGAUGAAUUGAUAACAUUGAAUAUUGGAGGAUCUAUUUUCAAAACGUACAGGUCAAAGUUAAUCAAAUAUCCCAAUUCUAAACUAGGAAGUCUAACAACAGCUUCAGAACACUAUUUACCAAGCAGUAAGGAAUAUUUCUUUGACAGGAAUCCUGAGUUAUUCAACGUAGUACUAGAUUAUUAUAGAUAUGAUAGACAACAAUUGCACAUACCCAACUACACGUGUGGAUCUGUUCUAUUACAAGAAUUUGACUUUUGGGGUUUACCCGUAGUAAAUAUUGCGGACUGUUGUUUCCAUAUUUAUAUCAAGCAUGAAGAUGAGGUAGAAAUACAACAGACUUUGGUUACGUGUCAUUCUUAUACACAAAUAGGCAAUAGCCUUACAAAUUCCAAGUCAUUCGGAAAACAGCUGUGGUUAGUUUUAGACCAACCGAAUUCCUCACGAAUUGCACAGAUAUUUUUUGCCGUCUUUAUGAUAAUGGUUGUUUUAUCUGUAUUGAUGUCCUGCAUGGUAACAGAUACGAAAUUCCGGGUAGAUAGGCCCCCACCACCACACCAUUCAACUAAUAACCGAAACCAGCUUACACGGACUAACUCUACAACGGGCAAUAACACAAGUAAUGAUUCUGUUGUUCAUCACGUGAAGGAUGACGGGUUAACUUGGAAGAUGAAGCUCUUCAUAGAAACCAAACCAUUAGAUUACAUAGAUUACAUUGAUUUUGUCACUACCGGGUUCUUUAUAUUAGAGUUGUUACUCCAUUUUCUUGUUUGCCCACAGAAGAAACGGUUUUUAAAUGACAACAACAAUAAAAUCGAUGUUUUGUUAUUUCUUGUAACAUUAUUGUUUUGGUGUGUUAUUCCGCUAGCGGUUGAUUAUAUGAAAUACAAACAUUACAGAUCUCUAUAUAUUUUCGCGAAUGUAACUAUGAUGUUAAAAAUCCUUCGUAUGUUUAGAUUAACUAAGCUGUAUACAGAACUUCGAAUAUUAUUAAUUACCCUCCAAAAAAGUAUCAAAGAACUAAUUUUAUUGUCCGUUACGUUUGCAAUAUUUGCAGUUUUAUUCGGGAAUUUGAUUUACUACAGUGAACUUUCAGAAAGCGAAACCUUUCCUGAUAGUUUUAUAGGAAUAUGGUGGUCCAUAAUUACCAUGACUACUGUUGGGUAUGGAGAUUAUGUUCCAAAAUCUUCUAUUGGUUAUUUCGCUGGUGUUAUUACCGCAACUUCCGGUGUUCUCAUCAUUACAAUGCCGAUUGCCAUUAUCGCCGGAAAGUUUGAUGGAUAUUAUACUGCAUAUAACACAAACAAAACAAAAACAAAGAUGCGAAAACUCCAAAAGCAAGAACAUCAGAAUUCAGUGGCACCUCUGUAUAACACAACUAUCAUAAACAAACACUGAAUGAGAAAAUGAGAAAAACCGAAAACAUUUCGAAAGGAUGAAUAUGCAGGACUUUGUAUUUGUUAUUAGACGUUUGAAAUUGUACUCAAACCCAUGCGUUUGAAUUGUACCAGAUUAUAUUCAUUCCUUAUACUAUAGUUUUUCCCUAACUAUUUAAUUUUGAAAUUGAUAUUUUUAUUAAGUUGUUCACAAUAUAUUUUUUCUUGUUUGCUUUUGUAAGUGAUUCACAUUUUUACAUGAUUUUAUCCAAUUUAUAAUACAUUCAUGCAAAGAAGAUAUGGAAUGAUUAGAAUAGGCUUUGAAAGAUUUGAUAAGGGACUUUCCGAUUUGAAUUUUUUUUGGGAGUUCGGUAUUAGUGCUAUUUUACUUUUUACCCAACUGUAUUUAAUUCAUAAUGUACACGGAACAUAUUAACUUUGUUCGUUUCAAAUUGUUUUGUAAAACAAUAUUUACGUGAUAUCUUUUAUUGGAUGAAUUUCAAAUAAAAUUGACAAUUCAUUUCUUUAUUCAAGUGCCCAUUAAUUGCAUAGCAGACAAUACAAAUAAAAAUAUU
Mytilus californianus (California mussel) is the source of this 1950-nucleotide messenger RNA. RefSeq names its product potassium voltage-gated channel subfamily C member 4-like. The transcript is spliced from 2 exons. Gene Ontology annotation, cellular component: membrane; voltage-gated potassium channel complex. The record is from RefSeq and is a predicted model, not a curated record. Gene Ontology annotation, biological process: potassium ion transmembrane transport. NCBI's taxonomy places the organism in Eukaryota, Metazoa, Mollusca, Bivalvia, Mytilida, Mytilidae. Gene Ontology annotation, molecular function: delayed rectifier potassium channel activity. Bases 474 to 1397 code for a protein of 307 amino acids.